UUUGAGUACAGGAAAUCCGAUUUAGAAAAACGUGUUAUUUUACGUGUGAAUGAAAAUUGAUUGAACUACAAGGAUUAACCGUUAAAGGAUUAAUCCGGUUAAUCUUUAGAAGAGGUUAACAAUAAGUGCGAGUGCACUCUUUGACCUGUUUACACAUGAAGUGGUGACGUAACUGGUGCGCGCGCAUAUCACGGGGAGUUCGAGAUCAGCUGUAGAAGAAGCAAGAUGUACUUUGAUAUACUGCUUAAUAAAAGACCUCACGUGUGCUUUCCCUAAAGUUAAUGGUAAGCUAGGUUUGGUCUAAGUAAUAAUAGGGAAUACUUUAAUGGUGGCAGCGGUGUUUUAUUAAGCCGUUCCAGUGCAAUUGUUGCUGAAAUUCUGCAACUUUUGUUGGCAAAUUUUCCUCGAGAAUUUUCCCGCGUUUGAAGCCACAUUUUUUCGUCAAUUUUUGGCCAUUGUUAAUUUUCUUCUGGUCUUACCAGUUGAUUAUUUGAUUCUACGUCGUAGUCUCCAUGGACUGCCACUAGCCCGGCCCCUUCGUUUGCUUUUGUUUGUUUUUUGAGGCCUUUUCAGCGUCCUUAGCCACUUUUCGGACGGGAAGAGUAGCCGGACAGAAGACAAACAAGGUCGGUAGUUGUACAAUCAAGUUAAUCUUCUACUCAGGAGCAUUUGAUUUGUAAGCAUGGCCAGUAAUAAAGUGCUUGUAAACUUCUUGUCUGUUGAAGACUUGCAGACAAUUCCAAAUAUUGGCCCAAGGUUAGCAUCUACUAUUGUGGAUUUGCGUGAGCAUUAUGGCAAUCUCACACUAGAAAGUUUGCAGACAAUGCUUCGGCAUAAACUGCCGGACACUGUCAUGCAAGAGUUGGAUUUCACCCCAAACAGAGACUUGGUCGGCAACACCUGCCCACCUCCUCUAGGUGUACAAACAUCCCAUACCACCCCUCUUGUUUCAAAGAUUGAGACAGAGGUUGACGGGUUUGAGACCUUGGUUGCCUCUGCACAAAAGCAGUUGAAUGACCGCAUUGAUCAACUUACAUCAAUGCUACCUAGUGUCCCACAGCACUAUAAAUCUGAUCAUGCAUUGCCACGCCCCAGUGUUUACAAUCAGACAAAUGCCCCUGUUCCAAUGGCCUACCACUAUAUGCCAACACCACAACAGCUGAAACCCCAGUACCCCGUUCAACAAAGGUUGGACCUGGGUAGACUGCGAGAAAGCGACAGUGACGAGGAUGUCCAGUCAGCGUCUGGUAUCCCUCGCUCAUACAGUACCCGACAGAAAAAGGUACGUAUGCAUAAAAGCAGUCGGUUACCUCACUCCAAACUCCUGUCCCUUCACCGUCUUGAUUCAUCUACUGAUGAGUCCGACACUAGACAAGCCCCAAUGAUAAAGAGUGAGCAAGUCAAGUUACACUCCUCCUUACCUGAUAAGGACCAUAUUUCGCAAAAACAUGCGGAAUACCCCCAAGAGGUAGUACAGGUGUCCCCUCAUGGCCACUCUAUGCGCAAGGGUAGUCAUGCAUUGAAGGAUAUACCUAAAUCUCUGGUAUAUGAUGGUAAAUCGAGCUGGCAUUCAUUUGAAAUGAAGUUUCAGCAGUGUGCGCAAUCAUUUGGCUGGAGUACAGAUGAUUGUAAACUCUGCUUAUUACAUUGUUUGUCAGGGAAGGCACUCGACAAAUGUGCUCGAUUGCUUCAAUGCAGUCCACAAAUGCCUUACCGUUCUUUAUUGAGCAAACUUAAGGAGCGGUUCGGCUCAGAGUUUCCCGCCUCUGCCCAAGCCAAGUUCGCUGACGCUUCCCAGGAAAAAGGUGAGUGUAUGGAAGACUGGGCAGAUAGGGUACAAGAGUUAGCGGCUGAAGCUUUCCGGUCACUGCCGGAGACCUUCACAAACCAGCAGGCGGUAGACCGCUUCUGUCAAGGCCUGCAAGAUCGAGAAGCUGGUCAUAGCACCUUCAUGCGUAAGUAUACAACCAUCGAAGAGUCCAUGAACAACAUAAGGUUGUUUCAGCAUUCCAAGAGUGCUAUGAGUAAGAGUAAAUCUAUUCAUACAGUAGUAGAUUAUGACGAGGAUAUAGCAAAUGUUUACGCCGUUCAGAAUCCUUCUGGACCUGCGUUAGACAUGAGCGUUCUCAAGAGAGAACUACAGAGUCUGCGAGAAGAGGUGAAGCGGCUUGGAAAAGCUAGGCCCACUCAACCGCGUAGCAGACAGCAGCGUUUCAACCGUCCGCGAGGUACGUAUGGCUGUUACAUUUGUGAUAGUAAGUCGCACUUGAUCGCUGAAUGUCCCCACAAGAAGGACUUUAAGGCGUUUGUUUUAAACGCAAAAGGGUCAGGAUAGGGAGCCAAUCCUUGACCCAAGAAUACUCCGGCUCAAACCCAGAACAGCGAAACGAGGUAUGUAGCAAACUUGUUUCUAAUGAGACCGUACCAUCCAAUUCACUACCAGACGCCCCGUCUGCAGUCAUUGUUUCAUUAAAUGAGACCACAAAUGACAUACAGUCAGAAGAACAAGGCGAAACACCUUCUCCUUGUUUGACACCAGGUACUCUGCCAGCUGAUGGUACAGUACUUGCCCCUCCUGUCAAGGUUUGUUUGUUGAAAUCCAUAUCAGCAUUAGCAAAACCGGUAUGCGAGUUUGUUCUGAAUUGCGACGUGUCGGACAAUGUUGUCAGUGCGAAGCUCUUGCAAAUUCAGAAUGGUACAGAACAUGUCAUUGCCUAUGGCAGUUACAUCCUAACGGAAGAAGAGCAGAAAUACUGCACUACGAGAAAAGAGCUGUUAGCAGUUGUAAGAUUCACUCGGCAGUAUAGACAUUAUUUGCUUGGUAGACCUUUUAAGGUCCGGACCGACCACUCAAGUUUGACUUGGUUGUUAAAUUACAAAGAACCGCAGGAUCAGUUAGCUUGUUGGAUUGAGGAAUUGGCUCAGUUCAACAUGGUCUUGGAGUGCCGAUCAGGAAAGAAGUCACAUCCUGGUCACUGCAAUUCAUAUGUAGCUGGAGUUGCAGUUGGAGAUCUUCCUUGCGGUGGUUGUAAUUAUUGUGUGAGGGCUGACAACCAAUGUGGUUCAUUUUCCCGGAAGGUAGAUGUAGUUCCGAUGACAGCGCAGAAGGCUGAGGUUGGGGAAGGUCGCGCCUUCGUGAACCCAGCAUCCGGGAGCGUCUGUCAGGGAGUGGGGGCUACAGCCACAUUGGGUAGUACACAACUGGCACAUAGUAUCUCGUGGCCGGAGGGCUCAAUGAUACAGAGUGAGAUUGUGCACAGGGGAUCAGCGAGUGCUCAAUACAUUACAGAGCAACAACACCAUGUCUGUGACGACAGUGGCAAGCUGGUGGACAGAGUGGGCUCUCAGCAAAUAGCUGUCUCUGAAGUAGCCGUUUCAACUGAGCCUGAUACUCAGGCUUCUCCGACAACAGCAGAAAGCAGGACAUGGGAUCCAGGGGGGCAUGAAGUAUCAAUGACAGCCAACGCUUAUAGUCAGCGGCUGUAAGCAGUAUCCUGAAAUACAGGAUUAGCUGCCUUCCUUUUCUUCUAGGUGGGAGGGGGAAGGUGAAGUAGAUGGGUUUACAAAAGUUAAGCCCAUAACACCUAGUUGCAGUUGGUUACUUCAAGUAGCCUCAACCAGAAGUGCUGGAAGAAAAUAUUUACUGAUGUAGAUAUUUUGGUAGACGUCGGCAGCUCGUUCAACUUACUGGUUGGACCUAGCCCUAGCAGUGAUCUUGUCAGAUACUUAUGACUUGAUCAGCCUUCUACAGACCCCGGUGCCGUCCCAACAAAAGAAACAGGGGGAGAGUGUAGUGCGAGUGCACUCUUUGACCUGUUUACACAUGAAGUGGUGACGUCACUGGUGCGCGCGCAUAUCACGGGGAGUUCGAGAUCAGCUGUAGAAGAAGCAAGACGUACUUUGAUAUACUGCUUAAUAAAAGACCUCACGUGUGCUUUCCCUAAAGUUAAUGGUAAGCUAGGUUUGGUCUAAGUAAUAAUAGGGAAUACUUUAUUAUUAUUAUAUAAAUAUAUAUAUAUAAUUUUUUUUUUUUAAUAUAUCGAAAUAUAUCUUAAUUAACUUUAUACCUGUACAAUCAUUAAACAGUUAGACACAACAUAUAUCAUCGUCACAGACGUUUCGAUCAUUAAAUAAUAACCAAUUACAUGUAUCUACAAUAUCAAGUGCUGUAUAACUACAAGUUAUAUAUAAAUAAUUAACUUUAUAUACAUGUACAAUCAUUAAACAGUUAGACAUGGUGCAACAUAUAUCAUCGUCACAGAGGCUUUUGUCAUAAAAUAAUUUUUAUAACUUUAUACAUUACAAACAUGGUAACAAAUUAUUUGACAAAUACAAUAGAUGAAUUGUAUGGUUGCAAAACAUACAUAUGACUAUAAACAGUUCAUAUUUUUUUCUAUUUUCAGGUUGCAGUUCUCACCUUGGGAGUAUACAUAUAUACAUGUAAAUACAAAUCUUAAGGUGUGGACAUGCCAUUCAUCAAACUCAUAGGAGAUUAAGAGAGCAUCAUAAAAGAACAACAAAAAACAAUGGUAUGAUUGUAUGCACAAGUAAGUUUACAAUUCCAUUUCGUAUUUAACGUAUACAGAGUAAUUAGUCAAUUUACUAUUGUUUGUAUUGUAUUAGUUUGCUACAGAAAAUUGCUACAUUUCUUAAUUCGGAAUCAUGUAUUUUAAGCAUCUGUAUUAAUUUAACAAAACUUGGUCUAGAUAAAUAAUCUCUAUGGAUAAAUUUCUUUCUCAUUUGUUUAAAUACAAUGCAUUCGAAAAUAAAAUGAAAUUCAUCUCCUAACUUGUUGCAUAUGUUACACUUUCUUUCGUAUAUUGGGAUGUUAUGCCACCUGCCCGUUUCAAUUGGUAGACGGUGGUUUCUAGUGCGAAAUGCCAUAAAUGAUUUGCAUAAGUGUGCUGGUAGUAUAUCUAUAUAUUUUUCUCUAUUAAAUUCAGUUUUUAAAUGUUUGUAUAUAUUUGUGUUUGUUGAUCUUUCAAUGUCACUAUACCAACGUUGGAUAAAUAUGUCUUUGAAUUUUUGUGCUGAAGAUUUGAUUAACCAUUUACUGCUAAUAAAGCUUUGGCUGUACCAUAUUCCUGAGUAUCCACUAUGACAAAGUAUUGUUUUGAUGUUUUCUAUCCAGGGUAUUUUUAAGUGAUUUGUUGAAUGAUAGUGGUGCAAGACUUGGUAGAGUUUUGAUGAUAGUUUUGUGGUACUGUUAUUGUUGAUAUUGUCCAUGACUCGUGUCCAAUAUGAUACCAUUCUACUUUGAAUAUCAACUGUCAAAGGUGUUACACCUAAUUCUCCGUAUAUCAUGUAUGAUGGUGUGGAUUUUUUCAGCGCAAAUAUGUAUUUGUAAAAUUUAAGCUGUACUCUCUCAAUUAUAUCACAGUUUCCGAUGCCCCAUAUUUCACUGCCAUAUAGGAGUAUUGGUUUUAUUGUUUUGUAGAAGAGUUCAAUUUGUAUAUCAUAUGGUAACGAGUGUGUUUUGAUUUUUCUAAGUAGGCCAAACAUGGCUUUGGUUGCUUGGUCAGCAAUAUAGCGUUUUGUCUUAACAAAGCUUCCAGAUCUGGUAAAAUAUAGUCCUAAAUAUUUAUAUUCAUCAACAAUUUCAACCACUUCUGGGCCUAUCUUAAAUGACAGAUUUUUUUGUUUGUGUCCUUUCGAAAUGAUCAUAAUUUUUGUUUUAUUUACAUUUAUAUUUAAUUUCCAAUCCUUGCAAUAGUCUUUAAAACUGUCGAGAGCAUUUUGUAGGUCCGAUUGAUUAUUAUUGAAUAUGACAGUGUCGUCCGCAUAAAGUAAGAUAAAUAGUUUCAAGUAUAUGUCUGCUCCAUUAUGUACUUGUAUACCAUUCACUCCUUUAUUUUCAAGGAAGUUAUGGAGAUCAUUCAGAAAUAUGCUGAAUAGGAACGGUGAUAAAUUUUCACCCUGUCGUACUCCAACCAUACAGUUAAAAAAUGCUGAUGAGCCUUCUGAAGUGAUCAUUUUUGACUUUAUAUUUUUGUACAUACUACGAAUAACAGUAAAGCAUUUUCCAUUUAUGUUUUCAUUUGCCAUUUUUUGCCACAGUCCUAUUCUCCACACAGAGUCGAAUGCUUGUUUAAAAUCAACAUAGCAGCAGAAUAAUUUCUUCUUUUCUGCAUGAACUAAAUCAAUGAGACUUUUGAGUAUAAAAAUGUUGUCUACUGUUGAAAAGUUCUUUCGAAAUCCAGCCUGCGUUUCAUGAAUAGUGUUGUAAUUUUCAGCGUAUUUAUUUAGUCUGUUGUUUAUGAGGCAUGUGAAUAGUUUUCCAAAUGAGCUUAAUAAUGAGAUUGGUCGAUAGUUUUCAGGUAGCUGUGGGUUUCCCUUAUUUUUAUAUAUUGGUUUUAUUAGUCCUAUUGUCCAGUUUUCGGGAACGAUUCCUGUAUCAAGUAUAAUGUUGAAAAGUUUUACAUAUAUAGGGAUCAUGAUGUCUAGUGAACAUUUGAUGUGUUCAUUUACUAUGUUAUCAAUGCCUGGGGCUUUACUAUUCUUAAGUUGUCGGACCGUUUUUCGGAUCUCAUCCUCAGUGAUGGGGUUGUUGAUUUCAUAAUUGAUGUUGUUGAUAUUGUUGUUGUUGUUGUUGUUUGUGAUAGUGUCUUCUUCCGUAGUUUCAUUUUCAUUGUGUGUGUUUGUAUAACUAUCUGUUUCAUUAAGUGUUUUGAAGAAAUUGUAAAAACUAUCUAAGGAAGCUGUUGGUGAUUUGCCCUUGUUUCCACUGUUAAGUAUUUUCCAAUAUUGUUUCGGAUUUUUAGUUUUAAGUUGCCUCAAUCUUUCUACCUUUGUUUCACUGUGUUUGUUUCUUGCUUUUCUGAGAGUGCAUUUGUAUUCCUUGCUUACUGAUUUCAAUAACUCCUUUAGUGCCUGUGUUUUGUAUUUAUUGUAUGCUCUUUUUGUUUUGUGGUACUUAUUUCUGGUAUUUAUACAUGUUGAGUCAAACCAUGGAUUUCUAUAGUUAUAUGUGUUUUCUUUAGCAAUCUUAGUUUUCACUGUGCCAAAUGUUACCUUGGAACAAUCUGUAUAUAAAUGUGCAAUAUCAUCUGUGAUGUUAUUAACUGAUGUCUGAUCAAUAUUGUGUAUAGUUCCUAAAUUAUCAAGUUUCAUCUCCAUUUCAGCUACUUUUGUCAGAUCUAUAUUGUUGCUAAAUAGUUCUGAUUUUUCCUGGUCCCAGUAUUUAAUUUUAGUUGUUGAGUCUUUGUUGGCUUUCGUUUGUGUAUCUGGGCUGUUGGUAUAUUUAGAUUUAAGCUUAAGCUCUACUGGGCAGUGUACAUCGGAAAGAAGGGAACAAAAAUCUAGAAUUUUGAGCUCUAUAACAUUUUGAAAUACAUCAGAUGUAGAUGUUACGGGAGACCACUCUCGACAGCAAAUUCAGGUGUUCGGCAGUUUCCGUGGGUUAAACGGUGAGAGAGUCCAAACUUACCCGUCUACUUCCGUACUUGUGUUGUUUUCGUUGGAAAUGAUGAUGCGGGAAGUUUUGUCUUCAAAUGAGUUAUGAUCAACAAACGAAUAGAUCGUUCGAUUGAAAUUACAGAAACAUACACUACUACUGACUGACAGGGAUAUAUCCUGUCGGCAAAGGAGCUGGUCAUGGACCUUUGCCGUCCUUUAUCCAGAGCCUUUGCCGUCCUUUAUCCAGAGCCUUCCACAGCGAUGGCAGAUAUAUCGCUGCUUGGAUCAACACUUGACCACGCCGUUGAGUCCAGGAUCUCAGUGGCAGCCAUGACAACAUCAACAGAAUGACAUCUGCAUACAUUUUGCACCUCUUCCUUGUGCUGUCAGAUUGAAACAUCUCUACUCUGACAGAAUGAAGUAAAUGAAUCCCCAGGAUUGUUCCUCAGGAAAAUCUCUUCAACCGGCUGUUGACAGUUUGCAUGCUCUUUGGAUGGAAUUACCUUAGCUUGGCUUGCAGAGAAUCUGUUACUUAAAAAAACUGGGCUGCUUUGUGUUAUUGAUUUAUUGACCUUAAAUGUAUUUUAUAUGUAUUUUGCCACUAUUGUAGAAAACAAUGGGCAUAUACACUAGCAUAUGUUUGCAAACAGACACAUUUUAUUUUUGUAAAUAUCUUGAAAAUACAUUUGGUAGGUUGACCUCAGACCAUGAAAGAUUAAUGGUAGGUUAUCUUUGACCAGAACAUGACCAGUAUUGUUAUUGAAAUUUGUUGGUCAAAGGUGAUGGUCAUGGCAAACAGUGGUUAUUCUGCACAAUGAUUCUUAAAUUAUUUGACCUUAUACCAUUGAUAUUUAGUGAUUGAUAUAUCAGUCCAACACAUAUGUAACAGGGUCCUGCUGAAAUUCAGCAAGAGCUUAUUAGCAUUGCAAAUCAUUAUUCGUGCAUGUAACUGUUAAUACUAUUACGCUUUGUGUCAGAAACUUGACCAUCACAAAUUAGGGUCAUUGUUGAUCUUAUCUUGUUUCAUUAUUUUGCAUGUUUUGUCUCAGAAGCAUUCUUCAUUUAAGAUUAAACAAUAGAACAGAUCUCAAUUGUGUGAAAAACUGCUGAAAAUUUUAAUUUUCUUAAAGCGUCUAUAAGUAACUUUUGUAGCCAUAAAACAUCAAUUAUCAAUUCAAGGGGGUGAAAGCAAAAAGGUUCUAUCUGCUUCUUUAUUUAAUGUCACUUGGAACCUUUUUGCAUUCGCCCAUGUUAUUGGAAAUUUAAGAAAAAACUCUGAUCUUUUGAAAGCAGUCAUAUAUAUCACUGUUUUCUAGACAUCUAGCAAAAAAUACCUCAUUCCAAGACAAUUAAGAUGUCAAAUCAGUUGAUCCGGCUGUGAAAGAGCAGCUUUAAACAAAGACUAUAUGAUACGUUAUGUUUCAGAGCCAAUGUUUUUGUAUAAUUAUAUAAAAAGUUUUGCAUUUACAUGUUAUUAAAUCUGUGUAAUUUA
Messenger RNA from Mya arenaria, 8887 nucleotides. RefSeq lists its product as uncharacterized. The transcript is spliced from 4 exons. The record is from RefSeq and is a predicted model, not a curated record. The coding region runs from base 683 to 2335 and encodes 550 amino acids. Lineage: Eukaryota; Metazoa; Mollusca; Bivalvia; Myida; Myidae. Gene Ontology annotation, molecular function: zinc ion binding; nucleic acid binding.